Punica granatum (pomegranate) is the source of this 1341-nucleotide messenger RNA. NCBI's taxonomy places the organism in Eukaryota, Viridiplantae, Streptophyta, Magnoliopsida, Myrtales, Lythraceae. The record is from RefSeq and is a predicted model, not a curated record.
GACUAGAGUCGAGACGACACCAUUAACUGACAACUCUGCUCGGGAAGGGGAAGAAGAAGGAGAAGGAGAAGGAGGAGAAGGAGAGGCUGAAGGGAGGAAGAAUGGAGUCGUGGGUGUCAGUUCCGAAGGUGGAGUUGCAUGCCCACCUCAACGGAUCCAUCAGAGAUUCUACCCUUCUGGAGCUCGCCAGAACCUUGGGUGAAAAGGGCACCAUCGUUUUCUCGGAAGUGGAGCAUGUUAUCCGAAAGAAUGACCGUUCCUUGAAGGAAGUGUUCAAAUUGUUUGACCUGAUCCACAUUCUCACGACGGAUCACUCCACCCUGACGAGAAUUACCAAAGAAGUUGUCGAAGAUUUUGCUUCUGAGAAUGUCAUCUAUUUAGAGUUGAGGACAACUCCUAAGAAAAACGACUCUAUCGAGAUGACCAAGCGCUCAUACAUGGAUGCAGUGAUUAAAGGCUUACGUGCAAUUACUGCUGUUGACGUUGAUUUUGGUUGUCAUGAUAUGGAAUCCAAGGGCUCCACGAAUUUGCAGCCAAUUAAUGAUGUUAACAAUUUGUCUCCUAGAAAGAAGAUUUAUGUUAGGCUUCUUCUCAGUAUUGACCGCCGUGAAAGUACUGCUUCUGCAAUGGAAACUGUUAAACUUGCAUUAGAAAUGCAGGAAUUAGGGGUUGUUGGUAUCGACCUUUCUGGAAAUCCUGUCAUAGGGGAGUGGGUCACAUUCUUGCCAGCUUUAGUAUUUGCCAGGGAGCAAGGCUUCAGGAUCACUCUUCAUUGUGGGGAGGUACUGAAUCCCAAAGAGGUCCACGCAAUGCUGGACUUUCAUCCCGAGAGGAUGGGACAUGUUUGUUUCUUCAAUGAGGAGCACUGGAAAAGGUUGAAGACUUAUAAAAUUCCUGUGGAGAUAUGCUUGACUUCCAACAUCAUGACAGAAACAAUUUCAUCUGUUGAUGUUCAUCAUUUCGCUGAUUUAUAUAAAGAAAAACACCCGCUGGUGCUCUGCACUGAUGACUCAGGGGUGUUCUCGACUAGCCUCUCAAAAGAGUAUAGUCUUGCGGCUUCUUCAUUUGGUAUCGGGAAGGAGGAAAUGCUCCGUUUAGCAAAGAGCGCUGUCGAGUUCAUAUUUUCUGGUGAGGAAGUGAAGCGGGAGCUGAGAGAGAUCUUCGAUUCCACCAUGAAAGAGCUUCGGCUAUAAUUCUUGCCACUUGCUAUUUGGAUUAGGCUUCAUGUUAUUUGGGACUUAUUGUUGCCAAUGUCUUAAUACGAUAAAUGGAAUUAACAGCAUUGGGUUUAUAUGUAUGGUAUGGAUCUCUCAUUGGUUUGGUUCUAUGGCUCUUUUGGCA